CUUCCUCACUUUGAAAAUCUGUAUCAUGAAAGUUUUAUCAUCUCAGAUCUGUUUAAAGCGUCUAUCCCACAAUCCGUAAUGAGCAAUCUGUCUGCGAAUGGUUCUAAAGCGAUCAACAUCAACUCAGACGAUGAUAUUAUAGUGCUGGCAAUGUCAAAAAAUACAGAGUCAGCCUCUCAACAAUCCCAUGGAGCCUUCGCAGUUCUUCCAACUCAUGUUUUAGGCCCUUCUAAUUACGUUGUUGUUACGCACUGCUUCUGGCACGGCUGUUUUCUUGGCAUCACUAGUGGACUAUCGGAAGUAGACGUCAAUAUAAUAAUACAAUCUUCCUCAAUAGUCGAAUAUCAAAACCAGACUUACAAUUCAUCUGCUUCCAUAAGGACACAUCUUCAAGCAUUUGAAACAAUUCAAAUCAUAGCAUUCAAAGUAGAUUUAACUGGAUCGGUAGUUAACAGUGAUGGUGUCAUAGCUGUCUUCAGUGGAGCUGUUUACGAUAUUUUCGACAUUCCUGGGGCUACUCCUAAUUUUCGAGGAGAUCAUAUGAUUGAACAAAUGCUUCCUGAAUCGUUGCUGGGACACGAAUACAUCAUUGCCCCACCUCACGUCUAUUUUCUUAAUGAGUUUAACAAUAAUGCAACAGUCGUUGUUGGCUUCUUCCAUAGCAACACAGAACUUUUCUACGAUUCAUCUAGCUUAAUUCAAACUGGAGAAUCAACUUUUAAAACGACUGACUUCCGGCCCACCAAAUUAACCUCCAGUCACAAAGUAUCCGUAACAUUACUGCUUCCGAAUUAUUCCGGCUAUUCCGGUGGUUUUUACAGUGAACCAGCCAUGGUCGUUCUCCAUCCCCGCAAUGUCUGGGUACACACAUACGACGCAAUACUCACCGACGAUGCAGUGACGACCAAUACACUCAGGCUACAACUAAUUACAGAGAGUAAUUGUAGCGCAUCUUUCAUGUUCAACGACAUUGUGAGAACGCCGACCUCUGUUUUAUCUAGAGAUAACUAUACAGCUUACGUGUUCUCCCUAAGCAGCAGUGGAGUGGUCUCUAUAGUGAACAGCGAAUGUGUGUUUACAGGAUAUGUGUACAGUUACGUCAAUCAAACGUCUAAUCCUGCAUUUGCGUAUGCAUUAAAUGCAGUAAGUCCACAAGUGAAACCAACGCUUACAACAACCUACUCACUAGAGCCGAGCAGCAUGGGAUCAUCCUUGUCCACAGCGUAUGAUAGUGGUAGCACAAUGACUGAUGUAGCUAGCUCUACCACAUUAACAAGUCUCGCGGCUAGUAGUAGUAUAGCUUCUACUCAUGAUUUCACAGCUUUUACCAAUACUGUCACAACGCCUACAGCCAACAGUGACUUUACAACGUAUGUUGGGACCAAUGUCAUGACUAGCAGUAUAGUUGUGACAACACUUGAUGUCACUCCUACAGUAUCAGAUAUCACUUUCAGUUCCACAACAUCUACGGUGCCAACUACUGACUUCAGUCAAACGGUAACUCCAGCGACACCAAUUGUCAUCAUUGAUAAACUGCUGGCAUCAAGUAAUAAAACUCUGAAGUGCCCAUGCAAUUGUCUCAACAAAUUAGUUGAAUUGAUUCAACAAAACUUGACUACGUUGAGUAAAGCGAGAAAGCUUGAGAUAAUGCAGACACUCUUAUUAAAAAGAUCGUCACUCUCCUCCUAUCGCAGAGAAAAAACCUCGACAGAAAAUUUUGUGAAAUCUGAACAAUACAUUGGCUCAACGUUUGGAGUCGUCACUGUUUGUAUUGUGAUUGUUAGUAUUGUUCUGUGUGAUGUCAUAACUUUAUCCAAGUUGAGUGUCUACUUCAUUAGGAGUAAUCAGUCACGGCAACAGUAGAUUAUACUUGAUGUAUAUUUUCAAUAAUGGCUAUGAAUUUCGCUUUAAAAAAAUUUCUUUUUCUAAAAUUUAACAUUUUAAGUAAAUAUUUCUGCAUUUCUCACGAUUGUGUUAGAAUGCCAAUGUUUACGCUGAAAUACUUUAUUACCAUAAUCAGCUACAUCAUUUGUUGCUAAACAGAUGUUAGUCGUUGAGACGUUACCCCAAACAGUUUUUGUGCAAUUCUAAUAAAGGAUUACUUUCAUAAUGACGAGAAAAAAUACCAACAGAAAAUCUUACACAUAGAACUUUAGAAUAGAAUCUGAUUAUGAUGUUUUAGUUUUUAUUUGUACUAUUCACACAAUAAGCUUAUAGAGGAAGUUGUGAUUUGUGCUACUAAUAACAUGAUAUGGAUCAUUAGGCUGCUGAAAGAAUGAAAGUAAAUCUGAUAGAGAUGAAUACCUAAAGCUGAUUUAAUUCCAACUUUCCUCUAUUUUUGUGUCAAUUGUCUCUGUGUCAAACUACUAAAGGGAAGUUUCUCUCGCUGGUUUAUUGUUGGAUUCAAAUUCAAACUGAAUUUCUUAGUCAUGCGUUUCUAAAGGAAUAAUUUACACCUAUUGGGUUACUGGUGCUACAUAAACACCAAGAUGGAUUAUAUUUUGUAUGACUUUGAUUGGCCCAGACAACAAACUUGAAGUUAGAGCUGAACAAUGUUAAUUGCAUCAUGUUUUUACACAGCAGGAUUUCCAAAAGCAUACAUAAUGUGUGAGCAUCUUCCCCUAUCCCAUUCAGACCUUAAUGGGGGAAGAUGAUGUAAAGCUGUUUUUUUGGCGAACGGUUAACAAGGAUUUCUUUGUGCCAGCACAACGACAAAACGUCUUUGCUACCCUAACGAAACUCAUGUAACCAUUAGAGACUUAACAUUUAUCUAAUUUCUCAGCCAUAUGAACUAAUAGUUCAACUGAAGUAGCGCUUACAUAUGAUGAAAAAAAAAACAACGUUCAUAACUUAUACUAAAUAUUCUUUUUAGCGGCCCCCGAAAGGGCAAAAGAUGCUUUUUAGUUUUGUGUGGCCUGUCUGUCCGUCCGUCCGUCCCUCCCUUUUAGAUCUCAGAAAGUAGAAGAGAAAAUAAAAAUCGGACAUCAUAAUAUUUUAGAUCAUUUAAAUUUCUGAUGCAAAGGCUAGUUUUUUCUUUUCUGAAAGCUAAAAAUCUAAUUUUUUAAAUCAAUUAUGCAAGAAUUUUUUUUAUAUAAAAAUACACCAUUUUCACAACUAUUCACUAUUAAUAUUAACAAACAUUGGAGGCUUUUUAGUAAGGAAGAUGACUAUUUACCAUUUUUUAACACAUUUAUGCAAAUGAUGUAGUUUAUCAUAUUAUCGCGUGAACUGCAGUGUUCAAACUAUAUUGUAGAACACAAAACUAAAGGAUUUUUUUUACGAAAUGUUUUUUUUCUUGAGGCUUUGAAUAAGAGAUUGACCUUUUACAAAACAAUUAGAUCAAUCAGAUUCAUUAUAAAACAUCAGAAAGGCCAGGUUCACAUCUAAAUUGACAUUCACUUUUACUAUCCCUUGUUUUGCUGGACCUUUGGGGCACCACACAGGAUCUGUCAACCUUCUUUCUCCUUUCUUCUCUGUCAUUUGCCUUUGAUAGAAUUUCGAUAUGAUAUUCUUUCUGAAAAUAUUGAAACCUGCCUUUUUACCUGCUUGGGUGGACCACUUCUGAUAAAAUUCAAUACCGAUACUCUUCUGAAAUUAUUGAAACCUGCCUUUAUUCCUGCCUGUGUGGACCACCUCGGGGGCCGAUUUUGAGUUUGUGUAACCUAGUUUUUUUAUUGAUUCUGCUGUUUUUGAAAUUAUUAUGUUUAAAUUAGAGAGUUUGUUACAUUGGUAUAUGUAUUGCUAUUACAAUCACGUUUUCUCUAUUCAUAAAAAUGUUCUAAACGGACAUGCUUUUUCUUGCUUUCUGUCCUAAUUAUGUAAAUAAGUUUGUUUACUGAACUAAAUGAUUAAAACUACUUCUAAUGAAUACAAUUGUCAAAGUAUCAGAGUCUUAGAUUAUUAAUCACGAAACACAACUGGAAAAACAUUAACUUGCUAUUAAAAGGACAGGAAAAAUACGCAACUUACACGUGACUCUAUUGAUAUGUCUCUUCUGGUUAUAAAUAAAAGACAUUGUGUAAAUAAUGAAAUUAAGUUAUUAAUCUUAACUAUUAUUUAAUAUGAAAUUGUGUGAAAUAAAAAAAAAUGAAGCAUAAUUGAAGAGUUACCUACUAAUUGUUAC
Biomphalaria glabrata is the source of this 4123-nucleotide messenger RNA. RefSeq lists its product as uncharacterized. The record is from RefSeq and is a predicted model, not a curated record. The transcript is spliced from 8 exons. The coding region runs from base 79 to 1863 and encodes 594 amino acids. Lineage: Eukaryota; Metazoa; Mollusca; Gastropoda; Planorbidae.